Messenger RNA from Chrysoperla carnea, 1025 nucleotides. It is a transcript of the gene Tango2, whose product is annotated as transport and Golgi organization protein 2. NCBI's taxonomy places the organism in Eukaryota, Metazoa, Arthropoda, Insecta, Neuroptera, Chrysopidae. The coding region runs from base 67 to 915 and encodes 282 amino acids. The record is from RefSeq and is a predicted model, not a curated record. Gene Ontology annotation, cellular component: Golgi apparatus. Gene Ontology annotation, biological process: protein secretion; Golgi organization. The transcript has 5 exons.
AAUGUGCAUUUUUUUGAAUUUAAUUCUUGUUUAAUUUUGUUUGAAUUUUGAAACAAAAGAUUUUCAAUGUGCAUCUUAUUUAUUUAUUCCAAUCCCAACCCACCAGUUGAUGGAUAUCGAUUAAUAAUUGCUACCAAUCGAGAUGAAAUAUUCAAAAGACCUGCUGCCGAAGUGGAUAAAUGGGUGGAAGAUCAAUACAUAAUUGGUGGUCGUGAUUUGGAAAAAGGGCGAGAAGGAGGCACAUGGUUUGCAUUAUCAACACGUCCAAUAAAUAAACAAAGUUUUUUAAGAGUAGGUGUAUUAUUAAAUAUUACAGGCGAACCUAGAUUACUAAAAGGUCGAGGUCGAGGAAACAUUAUUGUAGAUUAUGUUAAUAGUGAUCAAACGGGACAGAAAUAUAUAAAUGAAUUGCGAAAAAAUAGUCACGAAUUUAAUGCGUUUAAUUUUAUAGCAAUUGAAAUUGGUGAUAAUUUAGCGAAAACGUACCAUUAUUCAAAUGUAGAUGAUAAAGGUGUCCUGGAAUUAGACACCACGAAAUGUUUAGGAUUAGGGAAUAGUCUACCAGAUGCUCCAUUAAAAAAAGUCUUAGCUGGUGAAGAAAGAUUUCGUGACAUUGUCAAUAUUUAUAAUACUAAAAGUGAUAAGGAUAAAUUAGUCGAAGAAUUAUUUUAUUUAUUAAAAUGGGAAGAUCGUCAUUUACCUGAUCCAGAAUUAGAGAGACGAGCACCAGAAUGGAAAGAAUAUUUAAGUUGUAUUUUUGUAAAUAUUCCAGAAGCUGGUUAUGGUACUCGCACUCAUUCGAUUGUCUUGGUAGAUGAUAAAGGAAGAAUUGAUUUUUUGGAAGAUACGAUGCAACAACCCAUACAAGUUGAACAGCCAAUUUGGCGAUUAAAACGGAUUAGUUCACAUUUAUAAUAAUUCCAUUAUAAAUAAUUGUUAUAUUAGCAAUUUAUUUUUUAUUUGUAAAUAUACUUAUUAUUUUAUUUGAUAUGGGAGCAAAAUCAAAACGGUGUUCUUAUAUUUUA